Pochonia chlamydosporia 170 is the source of this 2034-nucleotide messenger RNA. Its product is annotated as adenosine deaminase. The record is from RefSeq and is a predicted model, not a curated record. Gene Ontology annotation, biological process: adenosine catabolic process; inosine biosynthetic process. Lineage: Eukaryota; Fungi; Ascomycota; Sordariomycetes; Hypocreales; Clavicipitaceae. The transcript has 4 exons. Gene Ontology annotation, molecular function: adenosine deaminase activity. Bases 1 to 2034 code for a protein of 677 amino acids.
AUGAGCCGUGGAGGCAUUUACAAAUCUUUGUAUAUGGGUCGACUGGCCUUGAAGACGCCGCGGAAGCGCAGCGCAAACAAACCUCCCCUCUCCGGACACAGCAAUCAUUUCCGGCCAACCAAGAGACGAACACCACCUAUCAUGAGUCUUCAUGACAAACCGACUGCAGCCAGUGAUGCUGAGGAGUCACUUUAUGACAAACUGGCUAAAGCCAGUGAUGCAGACAAAGUGGCCGCGAGCAAAAUCAUAGAGGCUCAGGAAACGGGUUUGCGCGAGCGCCAUUCUAAAAGAGUCGACACGUUAGGAUUUCCAGGCACUUAUAGCGGUCGUGUGGAAUAUGAAAUGGCACGGGCCGAAAUGAAGAAACGGGAAAAAGACCUCGACUUUGACUCAAGGUGUCGUGCGGAUGCUUCACCAGGGGAAAUAAAGGCUGAAGAAAUCAUACAAAUGCUUCGACAAAAGGACAGGGAACAAAUAUACGACAGAGCACCACCCCGACAUGGGCAUGCGAAUCAGGCGCACAAGAGAUUUGCCGGAGACCAUUUCCUCUCAAACAUCGACCUUAUUGAGCAGACGGAACUGUUCAAGGUAGCACGUCAAAUGCCUAAGGGUACUCAUCUGCACAUUCAUCUCAAUGCUUGCUUGCAGCCCUCAGUACUGUUGGACAUGGCCGCAGAGAUGGAUGAAAUGUACAUCUGGAGCGAUCGGGCAUUGAUUCACCUGCCCUCCGACCCAGAUGGGAAACCAAAUAGACGGAGGUACCUCAACUUUGAUGCAUGCGCAAUAGAGUUCUCUAUCAAAAAAGGGACAGUGAGCAAAACCGGCAACCUCUUCUCAGAGAACUAUGAACCCAAACAGCUCAUGAGGUUUAAAGAAUUCAUUCGCCGGUGGAACAAGCAGGCUCCUUAUGGCGAUCUAAACGCCAUGCAGUGGCUUCAAGAAAAAGUACAGUUCAAUGAAGAAGAAGCCCACGGGCCACUACAGACUGCAGGAGGAGCUUGGGAACUGUUCAACAACAGAACCAGGAUGAUGAAGGGCCUCUUUAACUACGAAACUGCUUUCAGAACGUAUAUCCGAUUGCUUCUCCAGGACUUCGUAGGCGAAAAAAUUCUCUAUGCCGAAAUUCGACCAACAUUCAUGUCAACCAACUACCUCUUUACUGACAAAGGGAAGCGCUUAGACAAUAAGGGCAUCAUGCGUAUUAUUGUUGACGAGGUGACGAGCUUUCUGAAGAAUCGAGGGCAGAACGGGCAGGUUGCAGGCAACGGACCCUUCCACGGCAUCAAAGUUAUUUACUGCACGCCUCGAUCCUUGCCGAACAAGUCGAUCGAAGUGGCGCUAAGAGAGUGUCGCGAGUUCAACAAAUUAUUCCCGGGCUGGAUAGCAGGCUUCGACCUUGUUGGAGAAGAAGGCCAGGGCAAACCCCUGCACGAAUUCGCCGACGAGUUUCAGAAAUUUAAGAGGGACUGUGCAGACGAGGAUGUCGAGAUUCCCUUCCUGUUUCACUGUGGCGAAACGCUUGAUAUGGACACUGAUACGGAUGGUAACCUCAUCGACGCACUCUUGUUAGGGGCGAAGCGUAUCGCCCACGGUUUUGCGUUGACAAAACACCCACACAUCAUGGAGCAAAUGAAGGCCAGAGGCGUUUGCUUAGAGCUGUGUCCGAUCUCGAACGAAAUCUUGGGCCUGACACCCCGUGUGGCUGGGCAUUCAAUGUAUUCUCUUCUGGCCAACAACGUGCACUGCACAGUUAACUCUGACAAUGGGACUAUAUUCCGGUCUUCCCUAUCACACGAUUUCUACCAGGUUCUGAUUGGCAGAGGCGGGCUCGGUCUCUAUGGCUGGAAACAAUUGGCUUUGUGGAGUAUAGAUCACGCCUGUCUGGAUGGCGAGGAGAAAAAGAAAGUGUUGAAGAGCUGGGAAGGUCAAUGGGAGGAUUUCCUCAAGUGGAUUGAGAAACAGUACGGCGAUGAGUUGCUCAAGUGGGAGCAAGAGUCAAACAAGAGGUCUUCCAGUGGUUUGGGGAAAGUAUGA